AGGUUUGCUACGCGAGCUCCGUAGGCCACGAGGCGCGGUCUCGUUCUCAGCUGGGCCGGGGGCUGCCGAACCUCUGCCGAGAGGGGCGGGCUCUGUGCUGCAGCGCCCAAUGAGGGGACGGGGGCGGAGCCUGAGCCUGAGGGGAUGCUGAGGGGAGCGAGGGGGGUCUCGUCUCGUCCCGCCGGGAGCUGAUGGAGGUGGCUGAGCCCUGCCUGCAGCCUGCCAAAGCCAUCAAACCCAUCGACCGCAAGUCCAUUCAUCGGAUCUGUUCGGGGCAGGUUGUGCUGAAUCUUGGCACUGCCGUGAAAGAGUUGGUGGAAAACAGCCUGGAUGCUGGAGCCACCAAAAUCGAUAUAAAACUUAAAGAUCAUGGAGUGGAACUGAUAGAGGUUUCAGAUAAUGGCAGUGGAGUGGAAGAAGAAAACUUUGAAGGCUUGACUCUGAAACAUUAUACAUCAAAGAUACAAGAUUUUUCUGAUCUGGUACAUGUUGAAACAUUUGGUUUUCGAGGUGAAGCUCUGAGUUCACUGUGUGCAUUAAGUGACGUCACCAUUUUUACCUGUCAUAAAUCUGCAAAGGUUGGGACUCGUUUGGUAUUCGAUCACAAUGGUAAAAUUAUUCAGAAAACUCCCUUCCCACGACAACAAGGAACAACUGUCAGCAUACAGCAGUUAUUUUAUACUUUGCCCGUGCGGCAUAAGGAAUUUCAGAGGAACAUUAAAAAGGAAUAUGCAAAAAUGGUCCAGGUCUUGCAGGCAUACUGUGUUGUUUCAAAAGGAGUGCGAAUUAACUGCACCAAUCAGGUUGGUCAAGGGAGAAAAAGCUGUGUGGUAUCAACUACUGGAACUCCUAGUUUAAAGGAAAAUAUUGGAGCAGUAUUUGGGCAAAAACAGUUGCAGAGCCUUAUUCCUUUUGUUCAGCUACCUCCUAGUGAAGCUGUUUGUGAAGAAUAUGGACUUAAUACUGAUAUGCCACAAAAUCUUUAUAGUAUUACAGGCUUCAUUUCUCGUUGUGAUCAUGGUGUUGGAAGGAGUACAGCAGACAGACAGUUUUUCUUUAUCAACCAACGUCCGUGUGAUCCAGCAAAGGUUGUCAAGCUUGUGAAUGAAGUUUAUCACUUAUACAAUAAACACCAGUAUCCAUUUGUUGUCCUUAACAUUUGUGUAGAUUCUGAGUGUGUUGACAUCAAUGUAACUCCAGACAAAAGACAAAUUCUGCUUCAGGAAGAAAAGCUUUUGUUAGCAAUUCUAAAAACUUCUCUGGUGGAGAUGUUUGGAAGUGAUGUUAACAAACUGAAUGUCAGUCAGAAACUUCUGGACAUUACAGGCAACUUGAGGAAGACAUCUCCUGAAGGGACAGAAAAGUCUCAGGUAGAAGUGCUGUCUGACUCUGAGACUGAAAAUCCAAGUGAUGAAGGAAAAAGAAUGACUCUUGCCAGAUUAAGGGAGUCAUUCUCUCUCCAUCAAACAACAGAGAGUAAAUUUCAAAGCCCUAAAAAGGUAAAACAGCAGCACAGCUCUUCUAGACAAACAUCACUUGAUACUACUUUGAGUUUUGUAAAAACUCCCAAGGCAAUCUUGAGUAAGAAGCCUGAGAGCUGUCAUAAGAUGGACUCAGAGAUCUCAGUUCCAAGCAGAUACUUAAGAAAAUUCAAAGAUAAUGCAGAUUCUGGAUUCUGUAGCACUUCUGAAUCAGAUGGUGGAUGUAGUACAUCAGAAGCUGGAAGCUGCAUCAAUAGUGAAAGUGUAAUUAAUCCUACUGAAGAAGAAUUCUGUGCCUCAGAAGAACAAGAAAAGGAAUGUCUUAAAAGUGUUGGUUGUAGUGAGAAAUCAUUGGAACAUCCUGUUCAGGUUUUGGGCAGUGAAUACAAGUCAAAUCAAGUGCAUGACUGGACUAAGCAAAAUAAGUUACCUCAAGAAGCCAAAAGCUCUUCCCCAAGAGCAAAAAGUUUUAAAAGCAGAAGCUUUAAAAGUGAAGCAGGUGACUUCAAGGCAGAUAAAUGUCCUGAAGCCAAGAAUGGCAAUAACUCUAUAGCAAGUGCUGAUAUACUUGUGGAAGUUAAAAAGAAAACUCUGCCACUGGAAUUUUCCAUGAAAGUUUUAGCAGAAAAGGUAAAAAAGGUAAUACAGCAAAAACAGAAGAGUGCAGAAAGACAAAGUUACAGAAGAUUUAAAGCAAAAAUUAGUCCUGGAGAAAAUAAAGUAGCAGAAGAUGAAUUAAGAAAAGAAAUCAGUAAAGAAAUGUUUGCAAAAAUGGAAAUCAUUGGCCAGUUCAAUUUAGGAUUUAUAAUAACAAAGUUAAAUUCUGAUCUUUUCAUAAUUGACCAACAUGCUACUGAUGAGAAAUACAACUUUGAGAUGUUACAACAACACACAGUUCUUCAAGGUCAGAAGCUGAUAGUGCCUCAAAAUCUCAAUUUAACUGCUAUAAAUGAAACUGUAUUGAUUGAAAACCUGGAAAUAUUCAGAAAAAAUGGGUUUGACUUUGUCAUAAAUGAAAAUGCUCCUGUAACGCAAAGAGUUAAAUUAAUAUCUCUGCCAACAAGCAAAUGCUGGACUUUUGGUCCACAAGACAUAGAUGAACUGAUCUUCAUGUUAAGUGACUGCCCUGGAGUCAUGUGUAGGCCCUCCAGGGUCAGACAAAUGUUUGCUUCUCGAGCUUGCAGAAAGUCUGUGAUGAUUGGAACUGCAUUGAAUGUGCAGGAAAUGAGAAAACUGAUCACCCAUAUGGGUGAGAUUGAGCAUCCCUGGAACUGUCCCCAUGGAAGACCUACUAUGAGACACAUAGUCAGCUUAGACAUGAUUUCAUCAGAAUAAGUUAGUUUCUGCUUAUCAACUUCUUAGAUUUUAAUUCGUGGCAACAUUUUGAACUUUUAUCGCGACACUCUGAUUUUCAGUAGAAGAAUUUUAGCCUGGCUUCAGAUCUGAAGACCAUAACACUUAAAGGCCUUCAGCAGGGUUUCAUCGUUAUUUUUAUCACCUCAUCAGUAGUGAUAUAUUGGAAUUCAUGUGUAAAUACCAUUUCUUUUAUUGCUAUUUACUGUAUUACUUAAUUUUUGCAAUGAAGACUUAAAAAAAAAAUCUAAAUGUUGAUAUAUAAACAUCAAGAGUAGGUGAACCACAUUUAUGGCAAAUUCACUGAUUCAUAAAGUUAAGUGGAAUGUUAAGUGUCUGGUAAUGCCAGGAAAUAAACACUAACUUUCCAUGUUUA
Calypte anna (Anna's hummingbird) is the source of this 3210-nucleotide messenger RNA. It is a transcript of the gene PMS2, whose product is annotated as PMS1 homolog 2, mismatch repair system component. Lineage: Eukaryota; Metazoa; Chordata; Aves; Apodiformes; Trochilidae. The coding region runs from base 192 to 2816 and encodes 874 amino acids. The transcript is spliced from 15 exons. The record is from RefSeq and is a predicted model, not a curated record. Gene Ontology annotation, cellular component: MutLalpha complex. Gene Ontology annotation, molecular function: ATP binding; ATP hydrolysis activity; mismatched DNA binding. Gene Ontology annotation, biological process: mismatch repair.